AUGAAUGGCGAGGAUGUUUGCAUUGCCGAUCGCAAGGAUUUAGUAGCAUACUCAAAAUUUCUAGAUGCAAUAAGAAAGACGGGACCCGAAACAAGACGAUCGAAAGAAGUUAAACUAUAUAUAAGAGUAAUUGAACAUGAUGAUGAAUAUGAAGUUGACGAAGUGGGUGAUUAUGCUGAAGACAACAAUCCAAUCAUACAAGAAAUAGACGAAUUCGAUGAUAUGGUAUCUGGACAAGGUAUAACGUUUUUAUCCGACAACAACGAGAUACUACUUAAUAGAUUACGAGUAAUAUUAGCGGCAAUGAAGGAAGGACAUCGAUCACACAGACAAUUUAAUGAAGCGAAUUGUAUACUAAAAAGACUCCUACCAGGAAGCUACGAAUACGUAGCCAUUAACGAAUACCUAUCUGAAUAUGGAGGAAGUGUAAAUGGUAAAAACAAUAUUGAAAUCGAAGGUAAUUUGAAUCUGAACAAAAUAAAAUUGAUAUUAAAAAAUAAUAGUCAAGUUGAUUUCAACGUAGAAAAUUCAUUGAAUGCGUUACUAGGAUUUGAUAAACAAAUAUACACUCAAUCCACUUUAGCACCACACAAAGCUAAUAUCGAGAAUGAUAUCGAUGUCAUAAAUAUACUUUGCAAUUUAAUAAACGGUGGAUUUUUCAAUAAAUACAAACGUCAAAUUAUUUACAGUCUUCCAACAUUCACUGUACCGAUUGGAUAUAGAAUUAUAGAGAAACCAUUUCAAACAACGUAUUUACCACUUAAUUCCUUUAUGAUUAAAGAUAUAAAUCUGGAAAUCAAAGAUGGUAAAAAUAGGUUUAUAGAUUUUGGUAACGAGGAAAUUGUUAUUCAACUUCAUUUAAAACAAAAAAAUUAA
Messenger RNA from Lottia gigantea (owl limpet), 876 nucleotides. RefSeq lists its product as hypothetical. The coding region runs from base 1 to 876 and encodes 291 amino acids. The record is from RefSeq and is a predicted model, not a curated record. The transcript has a single exon. Lineage: Eukaryota; Metazoa; Mollusca; Gastropoda; Lottiidae.